AAUUGAGAAUACAAUCAUUUCAAACAAGAGACAAAAAAUGGCUUCUUCCUUUUAGAAGAAGAGAGACAAGAUAAUCAUUUAGAAGAAGAUUAAGAACUUCUUUAUUUGGAUAUGGCAUCUAUUGAAGAACUUCCUGAUUCAACACGCCUAGCUAAAGAUGAAUAUGAAAAAGAGAUUCCUUCAUCAGAUGAAAUGAUAGAGAGAAGCUUAGGAACAUUUGGAUGGGUAGAAUUUGUGCAAUGCAUUCUCGUAUCAUUCGCGAUGUUCUUCGAUGCACAACAAGCAUUCAUAACGAUUUACACCGAUGAUUAUCCGACAUGGCAUUGCACAAAUUCAACAUUAUGCAAUUCGAAUUCGGACAUCUGCAAGAUUCCGAAAUCUUCAUGGGCAUGGGAUGGACCAUCACAAAAAACAAUCAUAUCUCAAUUCCAUCUUGAGUGUGCAAGUGACUUCAUCAUAGGUUUACCUCAAUCUUCAUUCUUCAUUGGUUGUCUUAUUGGUACUUUUGCUUUGGCAACUUUGGCUGAUACAUCACUUGGAAGAAAAAACAUGUUGAUUCUCUCUUGUUUAUCGAUGUCGGUAGCCUCGAUCGUCAUUGUGUUUUCCACCAAUGUUUGGAUUUACUCGGGUUUCAAAUUCCUCAUCGGAUUCUGGCGUGCGUCAAUUGGAACAUGUGUUCUUGUUUUGUUAACGGAGAAAGUUAGUACGGAAUGGAGGUUCACCGUUGGAAUUGUUGAAUAUUUUUGCUUCACGUUAGGGUACAUGUCUUUACCCGGUGUAGCUUAUAUUUUUCGAUUUUCUUCGUGGAAAAAUAUUUAUAUUUGGACAUCGAUUCCGGCUAUAAUUUACUCAGUUGUUGGUUAUUUUUUUGUUACCGAGUCCCCAAGGUGGCUUCUAAUGCAAGGAAGAAAUCAAGAAGCUAUUGCAAUGCUUAAAGGGAUGACUUCACAAGAAAAUGAGGAUUUAACCGCGAGUUUAUUGCUAAGCGCACCCCCUAAACAGAAGGCUUCGGUUUUUCAACUUUACUCGUCAAUUACAACGUUGUUUGAGAGAAGAUGGGCUUUGAAAAGAAUGCUUGCAAUUAUGGUGCUUGGUAUUGGAAUUGGAAUAGUUUAUUUUGGUAUGCCAUUAGCCGUUGGAAAUUUAGGAUUCGACAUUUACUUAGCCGUUGUGUUCAACGCCUUAAUGGAAAUACCAUCUUGCGUCGCUACUUAUUUCUUAGAGAAUCGACAAAGAAAGCCGUCAAUUCUCUCAUUUUCUCUAGCGAGUGGCAUUAGUUGUGUUUUGUGCGUUGUUGCUGGUUCAAGAUUACAAGGACUCAAAGUAGGGUUAGCGUUGAUAUCGUUUUUCAGCGCUUGCACGGCUUAUAAUGUGUUUCUAAUUUACAUCAUAGAGCUAUUUCCGACGAGUGUGAGGAACACGACGACGUCGUUGGUGAGACAAGCAAUUGUUUUUGGCAACAUUUUCAGUCCUUUUUUGAUAUCUGCCGGAAGAAAAAAUGAUGCAUUCUCUUAUGGUGUGUUUGGUGUUGUUAUCAUAUUGUCUUGUGUUACUUUGCUUGGUUUGCCUGAAACCAAAGGACUAGCACUUUGUGAUACCAUGGAUCAACAAGAGAGAAAAGAAAAAAGCUAUGUAAUGUGAUAUUUGUAAUAGGGUAUGUUUUUAUUAUGCUUAGGUUCGUUUAAUUUGUUGUAUUGUGUUGAAGCUUUCUUUUGUCUUAGGUUUUUAUGUAAGAGCCUAUGAUCUUAACUUUUUAAGUCAACGAAUAUUAAUAAAUAAACUGUCUUGUGAAAUAAAACAUGGUUUUUAGUUUUGCUUUGUAUGUCAUGAGUUGAAAAUAAUUUAAAUCAG
Vicia villosa (hairy vetch) is the source of this 1851-nucleotide messenger RNA. RefSeq names its product organic cation/carnitine transporter 3-like. Gene Ontology annotation, biological process: transmembrane transport. Gene Ontology annotation, cellular component: membrane. Bases 112 to 1641 code for a protein of 509 amino acids. The transcript is spliced from 2 exons. The record is from RefSeq and is a predicted model, not a curated record. Gene Ontology annotation, molecular function: transmembrane transporter activity. NCBI's taxonomy places the organism in Eukaryota, Viridiplantae, Streptophyta, Magnoliopsida, Fabales, Fabaceae.